AUGUUUAAACACAUACAGCCUGUCAUGCGCAAUCUCAAAGGAGUCAGAUGGAGUCAUACCCGACCAACCGUUGCAGUGCUGUAUCAAGCAAUCGAGCCCCCGGUGAUCAACGGAGUCCGCAAGCCGCGCAAGCCAGGUGGAUAUCAAGAUUCGGGCGCAGAUAUUGCAUAUACAUUGCGUGCCAAGGGAAUCGAGGUUCUAACGCCACAGCCCUCUCCUGUUGGCCAUGAGGGAUGGUGCUUCCCUGACUCUGAGCAGGGGAUAUCUUCCGCUGUAGCCCAGGGGGCCACCCAUUUAUGGGCGAACACUAUUGUUUUUUCUUCUCACCCUUUGCAGACAGCAUCGUGUUUGGACUCUCAUGCCCCGACACUACGGGUAGUAGGCCAACCGCCUGGCCUAGUCGAGAAAUUCGACGAUAAGAUGUAUCUCAAUAAUCAGCUACGUGACCGCGGAGGAUUCAACUUGCCCCGAUCAUGGGAGGUAAAAGCAGGCGAUGAUCUGGAAGCCUUGGUUCAAACGAUUCCCGGAUAUCCCAUUGUUGGCAAACCAGUUCGAGGACGCGGUAGCCACGGCGUCAGGGUGUGCCACAGCGCAUCCGAGCUGAAAGAUCAUAUCAAGACACUCCUUUCAGAGUCACCCAUUGUGUUGCUAGAGGAGUUCCUGGCUGGUGAAGAGGCAACCAUCACAGUGAUGCCUCCAUCUCCCGACCGGGCGCAGUACUGGAGCAUGCCGCCUGUAACCAGGUUCAAUCACCAGCAAGGCAUUGCGCCCUACAAUGGGACAGUUGCCGUGACUGCGAAUUCGCGCGUGGUAUCCGAAGAGGAAAUGAGUGAUCCCACAUACGGUGAGGUGAUGCGUCAAUGUGAAGGUGUGGCCAGUCUCAUUAGAGCUACGGCUCCCAUCCGCAUUGACGUCCGACGCUUCCGGCCUAAGUCCGAAUUUGCUAUUUUUGACAUCAAUAUGAAACCCAUGAGUAAUAUGACUGGCCCUGGUCGACCGGGUCGAGAGGAUCAGGCUAGUCUGUCUGCCAUGGCAGCGGCGGGAUGCGGAUGGGACUACCCGACGUUGUUGGAACAUAUUUUGGCUGGCGCCUCGAUUCUGCAGGUUUUCCGUGAAUACCGCAGUCCCUUGUAG
Penicillium salamii is the source of this 1134-nucleotide messenger RNA. NCBI's taxonomy places the organism in Eukaryota, Fungi, Ascomycota, Eurotiomycetes, Eurotiales, Aspergillaceae. The record is from the annotation of a GenBank genome assembly.